AUGUAUGAAGUACUUAUGAGUGGCACCCGUGGUAAUAGUAGCAGUAAUAUACAUAACCGUAUAAAAGAAGAUCCUAAGCCUGGACGUCAUGCAAAACAAAGACUUCGACAUAAUUCCUUCCAUAUGCGUUGCAUGCGCAGUGUCUUGGGUGUCACACGGCAAGACAGAAUUACAAAUGAAGGAGUCCUUGAGAAAGCGCAGCCUCCCAGUUUCACUGCCCUGCUUAAACAGUCACAUCUGCGGUGGCUGUUAAGGGUGCAAAGAGAAGUGUUGGGCAAUCUCUGCUUCGCUUUAAAGACCGCGUCCACAUGA
Molecule: messenger RNA, 312 nt
Organism: Parnassius apollo (apollo)
Lineage: Eukaryota; Metazoa; Arthropoda; Insecta; Lepidoptera; Papilionidae
Source: the annotation of a GenBank genome assembly